Sorghum bicolor (sorghum) is the source of this 2169-nucleotide messenger RNA. Its product is annotated as ACT domain-containing protein ACR8. The record is from RefSeq and is a predicted model, not a curated record. NCBI's taxonomy places the organism in Eukaryota, Viridiplantae, Streptophyta, Magnoliopsida, Poales, Poaceae. The transcript has 4 exons. Bases 315 to 1646 code for a protein of 443 amino acids.
ACCACUCCCACCCGCCCACGCAUUCCAAUUCCAAAUUCCAAAUUCCAGCUCUCUGCUAGAGGAGGGAGGGGGGGGAGCCAACAAGGCCGGCGACCAGAGCCACGCCAAAGCGCGGGGAAGCAUCCAAGCGCAGGCGAUCCCGUCGAAGCGUCGGCGUCCUCCGCCACCUCCUUGUUCCCUUCGUCCCUGCUGUCACAGCCGCCGCCGCGCGCUCGCCUUUAUAUACAGAGAACCCGCGUGCCGGGGCUCGCUGCCUGCCUGCCUGCAAGAAAAGCGCCGAGGCGGAGGUCGCCAGAGAAGACCGGCCGCCGGCGAUGGAGUGGCUGGAUGAGUACGAGAAGCUGGUGAUCCGGAUGAACAUGCCCCGGGUCGUCAUCGACAAUGCCAUCUGUCCCACGGCCACGCUGGUGCAGGUGGACAGCGCCAGGAAGAGAGGGUUGCUGCUGGAGGCCGUGCAGGUGCUCGCUGACCUCGACCUCUCCAUCAACAAGGCCUACAUCUCCUCCGACGGCCGCUGGUUCAUGGAUGUCUUCCACGUCACCGACCGCCUCGGCCGCAAGCUCACCGACGACAGCGUCAUCACCUACAUCCAGCAGUCUCUGGGGACGUGGAACGAGCCUGCCCGGCCGGCGGCGCUCGAGGGUCUGACGGCGCUGGAACUCACGGGACCCGACCGCACGGGGCUGCUCUCCGAGGUCUUCGCCGUGCUGGCCGACAUGCAGUGCAGCGUGGUGGACGCCCGUGCGUGGACGCACCGCGGCCGCCUCGCGUGCGUCGUCUUCCUCCGCGGGGAGGAGUUGGCCUCGGGCGCGAGCGCGGACGACGACGACAGGGUGGCGCGCAUCCUCGCUCGCCUCGGCCACCUCCUCCGCGGCGACGGCGAGGCCCCGGGCGCCGUGGCUGCCGUGCCCGCCGCGGGCGUCGCGCACGCCGACCGCUGCCUCCACCAGCUCAUGGCCGCGGACCUCGACCGCGCGCCGUCGUUCCCGGCCCCAGCACUGUCCCCAGCCGUGUCCGUACAGAGCUGGGCCGAGCGCGGGUACUCCGUCGUCACCGUACUGUGCCGCGACCGGCCCAAGCUGCUGUUCGACGUGGUCUGCACGCUCCACGACAUGGACUACGUCGUCUUCCACGGCACCGUCGAUACCGCUGGUGACCGAGCGCGCCAGGAGUUCUACAUCCGCCGCGCCGACGGGAGCCCCAUCCGGUCCGAGGCCGAGAGGGAGCGGCUCAACCAAUGCCUCCAAGCCGCCAUUGAACGGAGAUCGCUGGAGGGCGUGAGACUGGAGCUGUGCACGCCGGACCGGCCGGGAUUGCUGUCGGAGGUGACGCGGACCUUCCGCGAGAACGGGCUGCUCGUCGUCCAGGCGGAGGUGUCGACGAAGGGCGAUCUGGCCUCGAACGUGUUCUACGUAACCGACGCUGCCGGCAAGGCGGCGGACCAGAGCGCCAUCGACGCCGUCAGGGAGAGGGUCGGCAUGGACCGCCUCGUCGUGAGCGAGGAGCCCCGGCCGCCGCAAGUGUUCUCGAAGGACGGGCCAGGCGACCGUGACGACAGCGUCGGCGGCGGCCUUGGUCUGGUCUACCUUGGCAACCUGGUGAAGAGGAACCUGUACAACCUCGGCCUCAUCAAGUCCUGCUCGUGAGGAAGGAUGCUUCGAUCCAAGAAGGUUCGACCCCGGUGCGCAUGGAGGGGAGACAGGCCAUUGCUGUACUGUACAUGUACAAGGUUCAGAAACUGGCACCGACGACGCCAUGAAUGAACAGUGAAAGCUCAAGCAUGGUGAAGUUUGGGUCAGGCAGGCAUGAUGUUGGGAGUGAGGAAGGUCGUCGUCGGUCAUCAGAUCAGAUCCAGGAACCGGCACCCGGCACCGACGCCAUGGAUGGACGGACACUGGACGGUGGAGCAGGAUGAUUAGGAGUAGGAAUUUGUGUAGCCAUGUACAUAGACAAAAUUCGUUGCUGUCAGUACUAGUGAGUGCAUUCAUCGUGCCUGCCUUUGGGUUUGGGCGGCUUGCAGUGUGUAGGGCUAGUAGUAGGAAGGGGAGGACGAUUCGUGAUCUGUAAUUCCGUACCGGCGCCGCUGUUCUGUCUCUCUGUCAAAACAGCAUUCUUUGGGUUCGUUCGUUCGUUUCGUUCGUUAACCAUGCUCUUUCAGUCUUUCUUGUC